CACUGCUGCUUUGGAUAAUGGAGUCUGCUCUUCCCAGUUCUGCUCCCACCAUUGGUGUCGAGGAGCCCCACGACACAAUCGAAAUCACUGUCACCUCUUCGCAGUAUGAUGCUAUCACUGCCACUUAUGAGCCCGACGAGCUACUUAUCAUCAAAGCUGGUCCUGGCUCAGGCAAAACACGAACUAUUAUCAACAGAGCCUCCUACUUGUCGCUAAACAAGGGCAUCAAGCCCACUGAAAUCUUGAUCCUAUCAAUGACAAACCGAACUGUUUACGAUAUCAGAAACAAAUUAAAACAAUCCACUCACCUAGAUUUCGACAAGCUAGACAUCCAAACCUUUCACAGUUUUUGCACCUCAGUCUUGCAACGAUCCCAGACUCAUUUCCAAAUAAUCGAGGAAUCAGGUCGAAGACUUUUGGACAAAAUCAUCAACCCAAACGAUAUAUCCAUUUUAUCACCAAAGGAAAUCGAAUGGCUAAUCUCUGACAUCCAAUCAAAUAUCCCAUUCAACAGUCUCUUGUCAAAAUACCAUCAACUAAACACCCUCACUCUCAGAUCCGUUAUCUCUGCUCUCCACAAUAUCAAAUCCUUAUCAUACGAUCAAAUCAUCAACAAAACUAAAUCACUACUAAAAUCACAACCUGCACUCGUCAACCAUUACAAAAUCAUCAUCGUUGAUGAAUUUCAGGAUAUCAAUUCGGAUUUGCUAGACCUAAUUCAAAUAAUAUCAAAGGACAAACAUCUAACUAUUAGUGGAGACUUGAACCAGUCGAUUUACCAGUUCAUGGGCUGCGACAUUCAAAAGAUUAACAACUUUUUAUCGUCUUCUAAACAAAAAAUAUCAACUAUACAUCUAAACCACAACUUUAGAUCCUCUAUUGAAACUAUAAAUGCUUCAAACUACAUACUAGACUUGAUCAACAAACACAAUAUCGAAAACAAUAUUCAAGACAAUAUCCAACGCGAUAUCCACGACAAUAUUCAAAAUAUCACCAACAACAAUAUUCACAAUACCAACUCCCUCAUCAAUCACCCUCAAAAUCAAUUAUCAAACUUCAAACCUACAUUAAAACUAUUCGACUCUUCAUUAGACGAACUUCAUUUUGUUUGCAAAGAAAUCCUACGUCUAAUCCACCAUUCCAAUGGCCUAAUAAAACCUUCUGACAUUGCUGUUCUAGCUCUAACAAACAGUACCUUGACUUUCUUUGAACAGUUUUCCUCCUACUUUUACAACAUCAACUCAACUAAACUAACUCCAGGUCCUCGUUGGCUUUCUUCCGAAAUUAAGGUCCUACUAGAUUAUAUAAAAAUCUUAGAUGACCCAAUCCAAAAUCAAUUCUCCCUAUUAUGCUGUCUUUCAAUGAUUCCCUCAAUUAACAUCAAUUCAAUCCUCAACCUCAUUAACAAUGCAAAGUUGCAAGAAAUAUCAGUCUGGGAACUACUACAAAACUUUAAUACCCAUAAUAUUAAUACUAAUACUAAUACUAAUACUAAUACUAAUACAAAUACAAACAUAAAUAUUAAUAUUGAUAACGAUAACAAAAAAAUCUUAAUGCAAUUCUUCAACGAUAUCAACAACUACAUCAAUCUUAGAAAAAUGAACUCGACAUACUCAUACGACCCAAUCCAAAUCUUCAAAAUUCUACUCGAUCUUGGAAACAAGUAUGGCCUAUCUCAACUCCAAACUGAAAAGUACUCUGACACCUUCAAAUACUCAAAAUAUGGCAUCAAAGAAGAACUACUAAGUCUCUAUAAAUCUCUCGUCUCAUUCUCAUUCUCAAACGACAAAUCUAAAAAAAUUGAUCUCAUCCACUACUUUGCCAACGAACUCAGCUUCAAAGGCUGCUUCAAAUCCAAAACAAGCGAAAACAAUGUCAACUAUUCAACAAUCCAUUCAGCAAAGGGUUUGGAAUUUCCUUUUGUCUUUGUUUUGGGCUUCAGCGUCGACUCCUGGGCAAGAUUAUUAGCUGGAAACCCUCCCAAAAACAAAAGAUAUCUAUCCAAAUCCUCAGAAAUAAAACGAGUCCUCUAUGUGGGCCUCACAAGAGCCAGGUUCUUCUCCUACUUGACUCUCAAGGCAAAAUACUUUGAAAAUCUUCCUGACGAUUCUGAUCUCCAUAAACACUUUUCCUUUGAGACUCCAGAAAUAGCAGACGACCAAGUCUUGCAAACACUAUCCAAAAGAUUAGACAGAAACUACACAAAGGAAAACGAUCACCUCUUUUGCAAAUUGAAAUACGAAUCUCUCUUGAAUCAAAUUGAAACCCAACACAACAAUUCAUUUCGAAACUUCACCACUGCCUUCAAAAGACGAUACCACCAUUCAGCAUCAGCCUUCAGAUGGCACUCUUCUUCCUCUUUAACUUCUUUGAAACUCCUAAACUCAUCGAUCAGAAGAAUCUACCACUGAUUUUGUAUAUACUCCUUCUUUUUUUCUUCUUUUUUUCUUCUUUUUUUCUUCUUUUGUUCUCCAUUUUCAUGGCCACUUUUGUAGCUGUUUUUAUUGUUUUUAUUGUUUUUUUGUUUUUGUGUACAAACUCCCUCCAAUAAACGUCCUUUA
Messenger RNA from Ascoidea rubescens DSM 1968, 2561 nucleotides. Its product is annotated as P-loop containing nucleoside triphosphate hydrolase protein. Lineage: Eukaryota; Fungi; Ascomycota; Saccharomycetes; Ascoideales; Ascoideaceae. Gene Ontology annotation, cellular component: nucleus. Gene Ontology annotation, molecular function: hydrolase activity; DNA binding; ATP binding. The record is from RefSeq and is a predicted model, not a curated record. Gene Ontology annotation, biological process: recombinational repair. The transcript has a single exon. Bases 18 to 2411 code for a protein of 797 amino acids.